GACUCGGUGAGAGUUUUAAAACUUUCUGUUUUGUUUGACAGUUCAGCACUGGAGAAAGCAACCGUCCUGCAAUCUGGAUUGACGCCGGUAUCCAUUCCCGAGAGUGGGUUACUCAAGCGAGUGCAAUAUGGAUAGCUAAAAAGAUUGCCUCCAGCUAUGAGAAGGAUCCAUCCAUCACCUCUCUGCUGAACAAAAUGGACAUUUUCCUGCUGACAGUCGCAAACCCUGACGGAUACGUGUUCACUCACACCACAAAUCGCAUGUGGCGGAAGACCCGCUCCAAGAAUCGAGGCAGUCUGUGUGUUGGAGUUGAUCCAAACCGGAACUGGGAUGCAGGUUUUGGAGGUCCCGGAGCCAGCGGUAAUCCCUGUUCUGAUUCUUACCACGGGCCCAGUGCCAACUCAGAGGUGGAAGUGAAAUCUAUUGUUGACUUUGUUAAGAAUCAUGGAAACAUCCAGGCCUUCCUCACCCUCCACAGUUACUCUCAGCUCCUGAUGUAUCCCUACGGCUAUAAGUGCACUGAACCGGCAGACUACGCUGAGCUGGAUGCCUUAGGAAGAGCUGCUGCCAGUUCCAUCCAGUCCCUGUACGGCACCACCUUUACAGUGGGGAGCAUUUGCACUACUAUCUACCAAGCCAGUGGAGGCAGCAUUGACUGGAGCUACGAUUAUGGCAUCAAAUACUCUUUCGCCUUCGAGCUGCGAGACACGGGUCGCUACGGUUUCCUCCUGCCCGCCGACCAAAUUAUCCCAACUGCAGAGGAGACCUGGCUGGGCCUGAAAAAAAUCAUAGAGCACGUGCGAGACAAUGCCUACUAAAAGCUGGGGUGGGAAUCAGCGGUCUCAUGAAUCUUCCACCCUUGGCGUGGUUGCGACAGCUGUAACGACGCGGCACCCGGCUAAAUAAAAUCCCUGUGUG
Molecule: messenger RNA, 918 nt
Organism: Tauraco erythrolophus (red-crested turaco)
Lineage: Eukaryota; Metazoa; Chordata; Aves; Musophagiformes; Musophagidae
Source: RefSeq, a predicted model, not a curated record